Ogataea angusta is the source of this 891-nucleotide messenger RNA. RefSeq lists its product as uncharacterized. Lineage: Eukaryota; Fungi; Ascomycota; Pichiomycetes; Pichiales; Pichiaceae. The record is from RefSeq and is a predicted model, not a curated record. The transcript has a single exon. The coding region runs from base 1 to 891 and encodes 296 amino acids.
AUGAUAAUAUCUCCGACCGUAUCUUAUCUGAAAAAUUCUGGCGGAAGUUCGCGUCGGACAGAUCAUAAAUAUGACGGCAUCUGGACUUGGCCAAAAAUCAUGUCGACCUAUCCUCCAAGAAAAGAGUUACCACCGCUGGGCGCACUGUGUCUUGAUUACACUGAUGAUAUCCACCGGCCCCCAGGUGAUCCGCUGAACGAGCUGUCUUACCAGUUUCCAGUGAUCCACGAAAUGGUGAAGGACGCUACUGUCUGGAACGUUGUCAAAAAAGACGAGUAUUCCGACGAGACGCUACAGAACUACAUUGACGCCUGCAACCGCCUUCAGCAAAGAGGAGCUGUGGGAGUGAUUACCUCGUGCGGUUUCUUGGCUCAGGUGCAAAACCGUCUUGCUGCGGCGGUGGAAAUUCCGGUUGCAACCAGCAGUCUUAUCCAGGUGCCGUUCGUGUCCAUGGUGAUUGGACCAUCCAAACUCAUUGGGGUUCUGACUUUUGAUGCAGAGGUUCUGGGGAAAGCUCAUUUUAAAGGUCUGGGAAUCAGCGAGGAGCUUCAGUCCAGAAUAGUCGUCAAGGGAUGUCCUGUUGGAGGUGUUUUACGCGGGAUGAUCAUAGAGGGAGACCCGUACGUUCACGACGAUCUGGAGAAUGAGAUGGUUGGCAUUGCAAAAGAGCUUGUUGGAGAGAAUCCGUCAAUUGGGGCGAUUGUUCUUGAGUGCACUCAGAUGCCACCAUUUGCCCGCGCAGUACAGAAAGCGACAGGGUUGCCGGUUUACGAUGCAAUCACCAUGAUCGACUGGUUUUACUCUGGCUUGGUGAGCAGAAUAAUCCCGGAAGAUGGAAGAAAGCAAGACGGACUACGUAGAAGACGCAGAAGCGCUAAGGAACUUAAGUAA